AUGGCUUACUGUUUGGAGAUUAUGUCUAUUCAAGCCAUCAACCCAAUUCAUGGCGGUCCAAUUUCCGGGCAUAGAGUGAUUCACCGUGACCGUGAAGAUGGUAGACUAGGCUUGUCUACUUUACAAAAAGUAACAGCAGCAUUUCGAAUUUUGGCUUAUGGAGUAGCAGAAGAUGCAACAGAUGAAUACAUCCAAAUUAGGGAAUCAAUAGCAAUUGAAAGUUUGAAGAGAUUUUGCAGAGCGGUCGUAGAGGUCUUUGGACAACGCUAUCUAAGAGCGCCUGAUGCUAAUGAUGUUGCAAGGUUGCUUGAAAUUGGUGAGAGGCAUGGCUUUUCUGCAAAUGGUACGGCACCUCCUGCUCAUUAUGUUAUUCAAGGUAAAGUGUACGAUACAGGAAAUUAUUUAGCUGAUGGGAUAUAUCCGAAAUGGUCAACCCUGGUACAAACUAUUCAUCAACCCCUAGGACCAAAGAAAAAGUUAUUUGCAAUGAUGCAAGAAGCAUGUAGAAAGGAUGUAGAACAUGCAUUUGGGGUCCUUCAAUCAAGAUUUGCAAUAGUCAAGGGACCAGUACAUUUUUGGGAUAAACAUGUAUUGCAUGAUAUAAUGACAUCAUGCAUCAUAAUGCAUAAUAUGAUAAUUGAAGAUGAACGUGAUGAGCAACUCGAUAUACAAAGUUGGAGAGAAGGACCGGCUCCUGAGGUUGAUAUAUGUAGAGAUGAAAGAAUUGUCUUUGAAGAGUUUCUUGCUCGACAUAGGCAAAUCAAAAAUAAAGAAGCGCAUUAUGCGCUUCGUGAUGCAUUGAUCGAGCAUAUGUGGGAACAUUAUGAAUUUGGUGCAUGGUUGGAGAUGGUCUUAGAAACCAAUAAUGGCACCAAGUUGCUUCUAAAAAAUAUAAAGCAUGUUCCAGAUAUCAGGUCACUUGGUGGUGCUCGCUAUUUUGUUACCUUCAUUGAUGACUACUCAAGGAAAUUAUGGUCUAGGGUAAAAGAUUUGUUGGCACAACAGGGUCUUCUAAAAACCUUGAAGGCAGAAAAGCCAGCUAAUCUGAAAGAGGCUGAUUGGAAGGAGUUGAAGAAGCAGGAAGCUACGAACGUGGUACAUGCUGAUUACUCUUAUUAUAGUGAAGGUGGUGUUCUAGCAGCUACUAGUAACAAGUUCGAACAUUGUUUGGACUUGUUGGGUGUUUCUAGAUGCUAG
Ipomoea nil (Japanese morning glory) is the source of this 1197-nucleotide messenger RNA. RefSeq lists its product as uncharacterized. Lineage: Eukaryota; Viridiplantae; Streptophyta; Magnoliopsida; Solanales; Convolvulaceae. The record is from RefSeq and is a predicted model, not a curated record. The transcript has 6 exons. The coding region runs from base 1 to 1197 and encodes 398 amino acids.